AGGAAGUGUACAUGACGUCAUCACCACGCACCGUGCAUGCUGGGGAAAACGUGUAGCCACGCUGUCACAUCGGGCUGUUUAAAUACCAGCGCGAACCACCAUGGAGUACAUUCAAGCUCCAGCUACCUCUAGUCAGGGGAACAUCCUCUGCUGCACAUGUGGGAUCCCCAUCCCCCCCAACCCAGCCAACAUGUGUGUGUCCUGCCUGAGGACGCAGGUGGACAUCUCUGAAGGCAUCCCCAAGCAGGUCACCGUGCACUUCUGCAAGCAGUGCGAGAGGUACUUGCAGCCCCCACAGACAUGGAUGCAUUGUGCGCUGGAGUCCAGAGAGCUACUCGCCCUGUGCCUCAAGAAGCUCAAAGCGUCCAUGACCAAGGUGCGAUUGAUUGACGCCGGCUUCCUGUUCACUGAGCCGCACUCCAAAAGGAUUAAGCUCAAGCUGACCAUUCAGAAAGAGGUGAUGAACGGAGCGAUCCUGCAGCAGGUGUUUGUGGUGGAGUUUGUGAUCCAGUCCCAGAUGUGCAGCGACUGCCACCGCGUGGAGGCCAAAGACUUCUGGAAGGCCGUGGUGCAGGUCCGGCAGAAGACUGUGCACAAGAAGACCUUCUACUACCUGGAACAGAUGAUUCUAAAGCACAAUCUGCAUCAGAACACGCUGCGCAUCAAAGAGAUCCACGAUGGGCUGGACUUCUACUUCGGCACCAAGCAGCACGGUCAGAAGAUGGUGGACUUCCUGCAGUGCACCGUCCCCUGCAGGACAAAGGCAUCCCAGCGCCUGAUCUCUCAUGAUGUUCACACAAACGAGUACAACUACAAGAGCGCCUUCUCUGUGGAGAUUGUGCCCGUCUGCAAGGACAACGUGGUGUGCCUGUCACCGCGUCUGGCGCAGAGCCUGGGCAACAUGAGCCAGGUGUGUGUGUGCACGCGCGUCACCAGCACCAUCCACCUCAUCAGCCCCAGCACCCUACAGAUUGCUGAAGUGGACGCUAACACAUACUGGCGCUAUCCCUUCAACAGCCUGUGCAACCCCAAACAGCUGGAGGAGUUCAUCGUCAUGGAGAUUGACAUCAUAAGAGACCAGAAACUAGGGGCGGGAGCAGGCCUCACAUCCAAUAAGCAUGUUCUGGCGGAGGUGUGGGUGCAGAAGGUGUCGGAGAUGAACACCAGUCAGCAGUACUUCUGCCGUACCUACAUGGGACACCUGCUCAACAUUGGAGACAUGGUGAUGGGUUUUGAUUUUGCAAAUUCCAACAUCAAUGAUGAGCACUGGAACAAGAUAAAUCCCCAACAUCUGCCUGAUGUGAUUCUCAUUAAGAAGAGCUACGACCGCAUGAAGAGGGUGAAACGCAGGAACUGGAAGCUGAAGGAACUGGACAGAGACAGAGAAGGCAUGCCCUCAGAUGACGAGAGGCAAUACCAGGACUUCCUGGAGGAUCUGGAGGAGGAUGAAGGUCUGAGGAAGAACGUCAACAUCUUCAGAGACGCAAACAAGCUGCCGGUGGAGAGCGACACCGAUGACGACGGCGCUCCGAGGAUCUCUCUGGCCGAGAUGCUGGAGGAGCUCACGCUGAACGACGCCACGGGGGGAGAGGGCGCCGACAUGAUGACCGAAUGAAAGCGCCCACCGCAGUGCCCAUCAGCAAUCGAUUACUCUGGCCUGAUCUGAUCUGGCCUCUCUGACUUCUGGUCCACUCCUGGCAGCCUGGGACUUGUAGGCGUAUCAUCAUAACAUUCUGUGUGAAGUGGUUGUUAUGCCAACAUAAUGCAGCCACACAUGGCUGGCUCCCGUGUAUUGAAUAUACAUCCAUUCAUAGGAUGUUCAAAUAUGACAUAACCGCAUCGCCCGAUGUCAGGCAAAACACUAGCAGAAAUGGUGUGUGAGUGCUUUGCUGAAUAACCGUUUUGACAUCACACAAUAAAAUGAUAA
Molecule: messenger RNA, 1927 nt
Organism: Sardina pilchardus (European sardine)
Lineage: Eukaryota; Metazoa; Chordata; Actinopteri; Clupeiformes; Clupeidae
Gene: nmd3
Product: NMD3 ribosome export adaptor
Exons: 16
Coding region: 101-1615 (504 amino acids)
Biological process (GO): ribosomal large subunit export from nucleus
Cellular component (GO): cytoplasm; nucleus
Molecular function (GO): ribosomal large subunit binding
Source: RefSeq, a predicted model, not a curated record